AUGCCAGCAGGGCAUUCCAACUCCAUCUUCGAGAGCAACCGCAGAGCAGCCAGAGAUGGCGAGGCCCUAUUAUGGGGCGCGCUUUGCGACGAGCCCGGCACCGUCGCGAACUACUUGGAGAAGGACUGUGUCGUGAUGAAUCCCCUGCUCCACCCGGACAAGUCCUUCGAAGCACUUACGGCAGAGUCAGACCCGUCGCUGUCCGACGCCCUGGAGAAGCUGGCCUCCUCCAAGCACCGGUGGACCAGCUAUGUGAUGCACAGGCACGACCCCACGCCCGCCACCGCGAACGUCGAGAUGUUUGCGGUACAGAUCAUGUACAGAAUGACGCUUGUCCGGGAGACGACCCAUCGCCAUCACCACCGGCACGGCAAGACGGAGGGGGAGAAGAGCAAACCCGACCUGCAGAAGGUCGACGCGUUUUGCACGAGCACUUGGAGACAGGGCUCCAGCGGAGGCUGGAAACUUUGCUCACAGCAGUUGAUACCCGUGUAG
This is a messenger RNA of Diaporthe citri, 495 nucleotides long. RefSeq lists its product as uncharacterized. The transcript has a single exon. Bases 1 to 495 code for a protein of 164 amino acids. The record is from RefSeq and is a predicted model, not a curated record. Lineage: Eukaryota; Fungi; Ascomycota; Sordariomycetes; Diaporthales; Diaporthaceae.